AACAAAUACAAAAUAAUGUUUUACCUGAAACAGCAAAGUUUCUAGAUCUGGACAAAGAAGUACCCUGGCCGAUGGCGCAGAGUAUGCUUUUUCAACCUGGUUUUGCACAUAUCCAAGAACUUGAUUUAACUAAUGUAUUGCUAAAAGCCAAAAAUGAAAAGGAAGUUACGGGUGAAAUAUUAUUACAAUGUAAAUAUUUAAAUUAUUCUGAAGAAGAAAUCAAUGAAACAAUGAAAUUUCUUAAGAGUAUGCGAAUUUUCAUAAUCAUAGCGUUUAUAGUUGAGACAAAUCAAAUUGAAGAUAUAGAAGUGCUUGAAACAUUAAAUUUCACAUCCAAACCUAAGUUACAUACGGUAGAAAUUUAA
Entrophospora candida is the source of this 365-nucleotide messenger RNA. The record is from the annotation of a GenBank genome assembly. Lineage: Eukaryota; Fungi; Glomeromycota; Glomeromycetes; Entrophosporales; Entrophosporaceae.